Messenger RNA from Drosophila kikkawai, 1818 nucleotides. RefSeq names its product Ionotropic receptor 48b (gene Ir48b). NCBI's taxonomy places the organism in Eukaryota, Metazoa, Arthropoda, Insecta, Diptera, Drosophilidae. The record is from RefSeq and is a predicted model, not a curated record.
AUGAUCCUUCAACCAUCUGGCAAACUUCAGCUGCUUCUACUAUUCAUCAUACUUUCUUUCUUUAAAAUACAAGCUCUUAAUAAUAUUUUAAGUGAGCUAAACAAACGUUUACUAAUCUCCACAACAUUUUUAUACUCUAACGAAACCGAUAAGCUAAAAAAUUAUGAAGUAACAUAUCUAAGAGAUAUGCCGCUUAUGAAUCUGAUGAUCUUAACCGAAACCUUUAACUCCACUCAACUUCAAUAUAAUUUGGGAGCCACCAACAAACUCUUUGUGAUUUUAGGAAACGAAGAGCCGCCUUAUGAAGUAUUUAAGAUCUUGGAUUUACAAUUUCAACUAGCGGAAUAUGUGAUAAUCAUAGAGAAACCUGUAGAUAUAAUAAAAGAAACCAAGUGGCUGGACUUUGUGAGGCAUUUGUGGCAAGAAGGUUAUGUGCACUUGCUGUUUUAUAACACCUACAAUAAGAGAUUAUAUCACAAAAUUAUAUUUCCCGAAUUGAGAAUACAAGAAACUGUAAUAGAAAACUAUAUAAACUUUAGAGGAACUUUCCAGAACCUUUAUGGCUACCCCGUAAGAGUGGCUGCCUAUAAUAAUGCUCCUCGCACUCUGAUUUAUAUGAAUAAUAAGGGUGAACAGAUAUUUGCUGGUUUCUAUAUGAGAUUUGUAAAAGCUUUCUUAGAAGCCAGAAAUGCCAGCUUUGUUCCUAUACUCACGCCCAGCAAUUCUCCUGGAAAUUGUACCCUAGCUCUCCAAAAUGAGAGGGUAGAUCUGUGUGCCGAUGCCUUGGCAGCAAAUCCUUCAGCCUUUAGCUUGACCCAUGGCUUCAGAAUGGCCACAGCCAAUGUCCUGGUGACACAUGCCAAGCCAUUGCAUUCCUAUCGCUACCUAACAGCUCCCUUCCAGCUGAGUGUGUGGCUCUGCCUGGCCACCUAUGUGAGCCUGGUGGUGAGCUUUCUCAGUUUGAUUCACUAUCUGAACAGUGGAGAAUGGGACAUUAGCAGGCAUCUCCUAGAAGUUUUUAGUUCCCUUUUGUACAGUGGUUUUCACCUGAAGAGGUUGCCAGGAAAAGCUCGUUAUAUACUAUAUUUUGUGCUCUUCAUAGCUGGUUUUGUGUACUCCACCGAGUAUUUGGGUCUCCUGAAGAGCCUGUUGAUCUCCGAGGUUUACGAGAAGCAAAUCAAUAGCUUUGAGGCUUUGGUGGAGAGCAAUAUUACACUCCUAAUGGAUCCCUAUGAUAAAAUCUUAUUCGCCAAGUACAAUAUGCCGGAGAUACUUUGGUCCAUCGUGGAGACUGUGUCCUUUGAGACUCUGCUAGAGCACAGGAAUCGCUUCGAUCAAGACUACGCUUACAUACUCUUCACGGAUCGCAGGGCUCUGUAUGAUUAUGCCCAGCAGUUCUUGAAGCAUUCCAAGCUGCUUCGUAUACCCAUUGACUUUGGUUUCCUUUACUCCGGAAUUCCCAUGCGGAAGCGUUGGUUCCUCAAGCAGCAUCUGGACCGCGCCUGGUUCUGGGCCUUCGAGAGUGGUCUUACCAGGAAACUGGCCUUGGAUGCCGACUACGAGGCGGUGCGCGUGGGCUACUUGGAUUUUCUCAUCACGGAGCACUUGGAGGCACAGCCUUUGGGUUUGGAUUAUUUCGUCAUGCCAGCGAUUGCUCUGGGUCUGGGCUACAGCCUGGCUCUGGUUAGUUUUGUCAUCGAGAUGACGGCCUGGCGCAUAAGCGGAUUCCAGGGCUCCAAGAGGAGGAAGCAGGUGCUCAGGGAGGGGAGUGCGGAGAUGGGAAUGAGUUCAGGAGACGGUGAUGUUGAUGUUGAUUGA